UUCGUAUCUCGCUUGGAUGCUUGCAAGCGUUCCUGUCCAGCCACAACGCCACUUCUGAUCCGCGAAGUGGAUGAAUCUUCUAAUGCUACCAUUGCUUCUACGGUUCGCCUCUCCACUACUGCCUCACAACGGGGCCUUCCACAGACCAAUAGAGAAAUCACUACUUCGGAAAUGGGUGGAAAUAAUGAAAGACAUCAUCGGAAGCAAUCUCGUUUAGCAGCUCUCUUUUUAGGGCCACUCACUGGCGGGAUUGUCGGCGCUGGUUGGUCAGAUUCUAGCAAAGGUGCGGCUAGCAUCACUUCCACAGGCCUCGCUAUAGCCAAUCCGAAUACUGGGUCUAUUGACGCACCAUCCAGUUACACGAAAACAACCAUGAGAGAAGAUUGCAACGACGGUAAGACGCAUAAAGACGCCGAGAGGGUCGGGUGUACAGGACUCGCAAGCCUGACUUUGGGGCAUUCUUUAACAGGAGAAAGCGGCACAAAGACCCGGCCGGUGCGACGCGUUACUUACGGUAAUGAUCCACUAGGGCACUGCAGUGACCGAAAUCAGGUCUCGGAGCCACUUAUUCAGCAAAAGUUCCGGAAGCGGCAAUACCACUUUGAAGCUUCGUCAAUUGGAGUUACGCCCUCUGAAAAUGAGGAAUCAGGACAGGCGCGGCAGCUCAGAGACCAACAGUCCGAGUCGACCAUCGAGGAACAGCCUUUUAGGCGGCGAUCCACCUGGUACCGAAACUUGUGGGAUAACAAGGCGCCGACAGGGACCAUUCGGAUGAAAGCCAGCCUUAAAAACUCAGGUUUGCAAGCCAGGCGUAUAGAAAUAGGAAGGACUGGUUUUUAA
Messenger RNA from Protopolystoma xenopodis, 840 nucleotides. The record is from the annotation of a GenBank genome assembly. NCBI's taxonomy places the organism in Eukaryota, Metazoa, Platyhelminthes, Monogenea, Polystomatidea, Polystomatidae.